Messenger RNA from Tetrahymena thermophila SB210, 2682 nucleotides. Its product is annotated as BNR/Asp-box protein. The record is from RefSeq and is a predicted model, not a curated record. The transcript has 10 exons. Gene Ontology annotation, molecular function: protein binding. Gene Ontology annotation, biological process: post-Golgi vesicle-mediated transport. NCBI's taxonomy places the organism in Eukaryota, Ciliophora, Oligohymenophorea, Hymenostomatida, Tetrahymenidae. Gene Ontology annotation, cellular component: membrane; Golgi apparatus.
AUGAAAAUAAAAAGGAAUUAGCAAAUUGCAAUUAUAUUUGCUAUUUUCAUCUUGACUGCUAUUUAGGCAGCAGAUGAUGUUGCAGAUGAUAAGGUUUAGUAAGCUAUAAAAAGUUAUUAAAAGUAAGUAGAUGGAGGUAUUUUAGAAUUCGAGUGGUGUGGUACAAAUGAAAUUUAUAACGAUGAAACUGACCGUGUUGUUGUUGAUUAAGAAGUUGAAGAAUCAUUCGAUACUCGUAUAUUUGUUCUUACAGAUGAAGGUUAAGUUUUUAAAAGUACAAACUAUGGUAAAAGUUGGGUCCAUGUCACUAAAUCCUUUUAUGGUUCAAAUAAUUAGCCAUUUUUCUCUACUGAAGUUUCCAUUUCUCCUGUUGAUGGUAAAACAGUCUAUAUUUGGGGACACAAGGAUACCAGCUAUGUUUCUGAGGAAUGUGGUAAGACUUGGAAAAAGUUAAACCAUCCUGCUGGUUUGUUUGAUUUUAGAUUUCACCGUAAAAAUAAAAAUUGGGUAUUAGCUUUCACUAAUAUAGAAUGUAAGAGAUUUGAUGAAGAUUGUGAAUCUAAUAUGAGAAAUCUUUACGUUUCUUAAGAUGCGGGUGUUACUUUCACAUUCUUAGCUACUAAAGUUUUAGAAGCUUCAUGGAAUAGAAUGAAUAACUUUUACAACGUUGACAGUCCUGGUAUUUUAAUGGCCGUUCAAUAAGAAUCAUAAAGUAAUGUAGUUUACACUGAAGACUUCGGUAAAACUAUGCACACAGUUUAAGAAGGUGGUGAUAAUUUCUUUUAAGCAGAGUACUUCCUCUUUUUAACAGUUAAGCCUAAAAACAGUAAAAGAACCUAUGAUAUGAAAAUCGCAACUAUGUUUGACGAUUUUAAUUACUAUGUUGAACCCAAAAGCUUAAAGCUUCCCUUUGAAAACACUGAUUAACUUUCGUUUACAAUUCUAAAGAGCGAUGGUGCCAUGGUUUUCCUUGCCAUACACCACGAAACUCAAAAUAUGUGGUAAAGCAAUAUCUAUGUUUCUGAUUGGAGAGGUUAUGAUUUGACUUUAGCUUUACUUUACAAUGUUAGAGCUCCAAACGGAGAUUGCGACUUUGAAAAGAUAGAAAGCAAUGAAGGUGUUUAUAUAGCAAAUACAUAUGAUGUUGAAAAAGUUGAAAAAUUAAGAAACGAAGUUAAAAAAAUGGAUAUCAGCACUGCAAAGAAUAAAUUAUAAACAAAAGAUAAAAAGAAUUUGCACAAAGAACUAACUAAUUAUAGGAAAUCAGUCAUUUCAUUUGACAGCGGUUCUAGUUGGCAUCCAAUUAGAGCUCCUUCAUAGAGAUGGAAUGGAAAGACUGUUGUUUGCAGUGGAGAAUGCAGUUUGCAUUUAGCUGGUAGAACAUAUUAUAAAAAAUCUUAGAUGUAUUCUUCCUCUAACGCUCCUGGUUUAAUUGUUGCAUUAGGAAGCAUUGGAACUCAUCUUGAAAACAACUUCAAUCUUCUUAACACAUAUCUUUCAAACGAUGGUGGUCACUAAUGGCGUGAAAUUCUUAAGGGUCCUCAUAUUUUUGAAAUUGGUGAUCAUGGUGGUAUCAUCGUAGCUGCUUCUGUUGCCAAUAAAACAAAUAUCAUCAAAUACAGUUGGGAUGAAGGAAAAACAUGGAGCGAAUAUAAAUUGAGUGCUUUACCAUUUGAAAUAGAUUAAAUAAUUACUGAGCCUAGCAAUAUGGAACAGAGAUUUGUUGUUUAUGGAAAAGGAAGAAAUGGAACAGAAACUUCUAUGAUUGUUUCUGUAGAUUUAUAAGAUUUGCACAUUAGAGGUUGUGUAGGAGCUGAACAUCCUAAUAGACCUAAUAGUGAUUAUGAAAUCUGGAUUCCUACUAAUUUUAAAGGUGAACAAUGUAUUUUCGGUCGUAAAGUUAAAUAUGUUAGAAGAAAGCCUGAUGCAAAAUGCUUUAAUUCUAUCACAACAGAUUAAAAAACAGUUAUUGAAGAAUGCCCAUGCACAUAAGAAGAUUGGGAAUGUGACUUCGGUUUCUACAGAAAAGAAAACGAAUUAGAAUGUAUUCCAAUGAAUGAGCAUUAUUCUCCUGAUAAUCUUGCUAAACCUCCUGCAGAUUGUAGUUGGUCUUACUUAGUCUCAAAGGGAUAUAGAAAAAUACCAGGAGUAUUUUGUUAAGGAGGUGUUGAUUUAAGUCCAGAAUAUAAAGAAUGUCCUCCAAAAAUAUCAGUGCCUAGAACUGAAGAAGAAACAGAUUAAUAUAAAAGCUUCAAAGAAGCAUAAAAAGAGAUUAUUAGCUAAUAUUAAUAGUAAUAGUAGUAAUCAAAUAGUUAAAAUGGAAAAACUGAUUCAUCAUCUUCAAUAAACUGGGGUGUUAUUUUUACAUAAAUUUUCUAUGCUGGAUUAAUUUUAACAGCUUUAGCUUUAGCUUUCAUAUUUAGAGAGAAUAUCAAAUAAGUAGUAAAAAGCAUUGGUGAAAUAGGACAUAAUAAAGAACGCAAAUAAUAUUAAUAACUCUAAUCAUCUUAGAAUAAAUAAUCAUCAUACACUUAAUAGAAAAAUACUCAAAAUGUCCGCAUUUAAGAAACUGAAGAAAGAAAUUAUGAUUUAGAAGAAUAAGACAUGCAUUAUCCAGAAGAUGAAAAGCCUGUCUUGUAAAGAGAUCAAGAAGAUUACUAUUAUUAAGAAGAUUACGAUUGA